This is a messenger RNA of Rattus rattus (black rat), 1670 nucleotides long. It is a transcript of the gene Hsd17b1, whose product is annotated as hydroxysteroid 17-beta dehydrogenase 1. The transcript has 5 exons. Gene Ontology annotation, molecular function: oxidoreductase activity. Lineage: Eukaryota; Metazoa; Chordata; Mammalia; Rodentia; Muridae. Bases 895 to 1566 code for a protein of 223 amino acids. The record is from RefSeq and is a predicted model, not a curated record.
AGGCAGCCUGUCUCAAAAAAGCUCAAAAUGAGGCCCUUGCCAUUCAUCCCGACACUGAUGGGUCAGAGGCAGAUCUCUUGAGUUGGAGGCCAGCCUUGUCUACUUGGUUGUCUCAAAACCAAACAAGAAGUUCCAAGAACAGAAGCAGUUUCCCCGUGGCCAGAUCUGCCUGCUCAAUUUGAACCUAACAAGUUGCUUCCUAUAGAGCUUGCUACUUGUAGAGCACCCCUUCCUCUGACCAACUAGGGUAGUUUAGUGUUACAAACACCCUUUUCUCUUGCUUUGACCCACUCCAGGCUAAGGAAAGCUUUUCAGGGACCCGACUCAGCCUUGAGAUUGCCAGCAGACACAACAAGGGGUGGGGGCACCGUGGGCAGGAGCAGGGUCAAGCAAUUACCCAGCCCUAGCCUGCCACUAGGACCCUUGAUGCUCCGAGCUUCAGUACCUUUUCACAUGGACCCCACGGUAGUGCUCAUUACCGGUUGCUCCUCUGGAAUCGGCCUGCAUUUGGCUGUUCGUCUGGCUUCUGACCGUUCCCAGAGCUUCAAAGGUAUAGGACGGGAAAGAUCUGGGGAGAGGCCCCAGAGGUAAGCAGAAUGAUGAAUCUUCGUCCUCUACCAAAUUUUAGUUUAUGCCACAUUGCGGGAUCUGAAGUCACAGGGACCAUUGUUGGAGGCAGCCAGGGCUCAGGGAUGCCCUCCGGGCUCCCUGGAGAUACUGGAAUUGGACGUCAGAGACUCGGAAUCUGUGGCUGCUGCCCAGGCAUGCGUGACGGAGGGUCGAGUGGAUGUACUGGUCUGUAAUGCUGGACGCGGCUUGUUCGGGCCGCUGGAAGCGCAUGAGUUGAACGCUGUGGGUGCUGUACUGGAUGUGAAUGUUCUUGGGACCAUCCGGAUGCUUCAGGCCUUUCUGCCAGACAUGAAAAGGCGCCACUCCGGGCGUGUGCUGGUGACCGCGAGUGUGGGAGGUUUGAUGGGGCUGCCAUUCCACGAAGUGUACUGUGCCAGCAAGUUUGCGCUCGAAGGUCUGUGCGAGAGUCUGGCGAUCCUGCUGCCGCUCUUUGGAGUCCACGUGAGCCUCAUCGAGUGCGGGGCAGUGCACACAGCCUUCCAUGAAAAGCUGGAGGGCGGCCCGGGCGGGGCUCUGGAGCGAGCAGAUGCCCAGACCCGCCACCUCUUUGCGCACUAUCAGCGUGGUUAUGAGCAAGCCCUGAGCGAGGCGCAGGACCCAGAGGAGGUGACGGAGCUCUUCUUGACUGCGAUGCGAGCCCCGCAGCCUGCGCUGCGCUACUUCUCCACGAACCGCUUCCUGCCGCUGGCCCGAAUGCGCACAGAGGACCCCAGUGGCAGCAGCUACGUCGAAGCCAUGCACCGCGAGGCCUUCUCUGAUCUGCAGGUCCAGGAGGGUGCCAAGGCUGGGGCCCAAGUUUCAGGGGAUCCAGACACGCCCCCCAGAGCCCUCAUUUGUCUCCCCGAGUGUGCAACCCCUAGGGUGACAGCUGAAUUGGGAUGGUCUGCAUCAGAUAAACCGGAUCAGAACAAAUCAUGUUACCAGCAAAAGAUCUAAGCCAGAAUCUCUUUUUAUUAUUUUAGAAUGUGUUUUGUUUUAAGACAAGGUUUCACUAUGUAGCCCUGUCUGAACUGUAACUCAUAAAGAUCCACCUGCUUCUC